AACUGUAAUGUCUUGUUGCUAUGGUCAUGGCUUGCAGAAUGUGGGCUGUGAGUAUCGUCUAAAUUUGUCAGUUUGUCUGAAACUCUAUUGAUUCUGUAUUGUUGACACCGGAUGAAUAAAGUCUGUGUUAACAGGAUUUUAUACAGUGGAACAAAACUUUCCUGUUCAAGUAUAGAAGGAACAUCCCAUUUAACUGAAAGUUGGUUGGUAUGCUUCAAAGAUCCUAGAAACUGAAGCUGGGGCAUUCAAUGCAGGAAACAGACUGCAAAGACAAAGAAGAGAUGCAGAAUCUGUGUGCUACAAAUGGGAGAACAGAGCAGUGCUGUUGGGAGCACAGACGGAGACUGGAGCUGUUCUGCCAGGAGGAUGAGGCCUUUGCCUGUGUCCUGUGUGUUCCCAGCCAUUCCGGUCACAGUUUUGUGUUCCCGCAUGAUGUAGUCAGUGUGCAUAAGGACAAGCUGAAAACAUCAUUGUCAUCCCUGGAACUAAAAGUCAGAGAUCUUAAAGAUUUACAAACCAAGAAUGAGACAGAAUUCCUGGAGAUACAAGCUCCAGAAUCCUUUGAGGAUGUUGCUGUUACUUUCUCAGCAGAGGAGAUGAAGAUGUUAACAAAACAAGACAAGGAGCUUCAUAAGGAAGUGAUGAUAGAGAACUAUGAAACCUUAGUUUCAGCAGGUUACAAGAUCCCCCCAGAGGCAUUGCUAGUACUACUUAAAGAAGAUAACACUGAACUGCCAGUGAAUGACAAGGAGGGGAUAAACAGAACAGAACACAAGAAUAAUUUUAAAGAAAAUCCAGGCAGCAAUGGGAGCAGCGAAUGGAGCAUGUGCAGGAGUCAGCAGCCAUCACUUGGAGUAUCUCUAUUACAUUAUCCUACAGAGAACCUGCAGCACUCUGUUCAAACUCUGAAGGGCUCCGACAAGCAUCCUGUUAUACCUGUAGCACAGCUUUGUACAGGAUACACCUGCAACAUGAACUCUGAAUGUGAUCAAAGUUCUAUAGUACAGCGAAGUCCAUUAGUACAUCAGAGCGCUCACAAAGAAAAGAAACCAUAUAAAUGUCCUGAAUGCAAUAAGUGUUUCAAACAAAGGAGUGCUGUAGUACAACAUGAAAAGACUCAUGAGAGUAGUGAGGGUAAGAAACCAUAUAAAUGUGCUGAAUGUAGUAAGGGAUUCUCAACAGCUGGUAACCUUAGAAAUCAUCUGUCAGUUCACAGUGGGGAGAAACCAUAUAAAUGUCCUGAAUGCAAUAAGUGUUUCAGACGAAGGUGGAAUUUAGUAAUACAUGAAAGGACCCACAUGAGGGAGAGACCAUAUAAAUGUCCUGAAUGUAGCAAGGGUUUCACAACAACUAGUCACCUUAGAAUUCAUCUGUUAGUUCACAGUGGGGAGAGACCAUAUAAAUGCUGUGAAUGCAAUAAGUGUUUCAUACAAAGGAGUGCUCUAGUACAACAUGAAAGGACACACAAGAGUCAUAAAGGUGACAAACCAUAUAAAUGUGCUGAAUGCAGUAAGGGAUUCACAAAAGCUAGUAACCUUAGAACUCAUCUGUCAGUUCACAGUGUGGAGAAACCAUAUAAAUGUCCUGAAUGCAGUAAGUGUUUCAGAGAAAGGAGUGCUCUAGUACAACAUGAAAGGACUCAUGAGAGUCAUGAGGGUAAGAAACCAUAUAAAUGUGUUGAAUGCAGUAAGGGAUUCUCAACAGCUGGUAACCUUAGAAAUCAUCUGUCAGUUCACAGUGUGGAGAAACCAUAUAAAUGUCCUGAAUGCAAUAAGUGUUUCAGACGAAGGUGGAAUUUAGUAAUACAUGAAAGGACCCACAUGAGGGAGAGACCAUAUAAAUGUCCUGAAUGUAGCAAGGGUUUCACAACACCUAGUCACCUUAGAAUUCAUCUGUUAGUUCACAGUGGAGAGAAACCAUAUAAAUGUCCUGAAUGCAAUAAGUGUUUUGUACAAAGGAGUGCUCUAGUACAACAUGAAAGGACUCAUGAGAGUCGUGAGGGUAAGAAACCAUAUAAAUGUGCUGAAUGCAGUAAGGGAUUCACAACAGCGGGUAAUCUUAGAAAUCAUCUGUCAGUUCACAGUGGGGAGAAACCAUAUAAAUGUCCUGAAUGCAAUAAGUGUUUCAGACAAAGGGGGAAUUUAGUAAUACAUGAAAGGACCCACAUGAGGGAGAGACCAUAUAAAUGUCCAGAAUGUAGCAAGGGUUUCACAGCAACUAGUCACCUUAGAAUUCAUCUGUCAGUUCACAGUGGGGAGAAACCAUAUAAAUGCCCCGAAUGCAAUAAGUGUUUUAGACAAAAGGGGGAUCUUGUAAUACAUGAAAGGAUUCACAUGAGGGACAGACCAUAUAAAUGUCCUGAAUGUAGCAAGGGUUUCACAACAGCUAGUGCCCUUAGAAUUCAUCUGUCAGUUCACAGUGGGGAGAGACUGUAUAAAUGUUGUGAAUGCAAUAAGGGUUUUGUACAAAGGAGUGCUCUAAUGCAACAUGAAAGGACUCACAUGGGGAAGGGGGAGAAACCCCAAAAGUCAGAAGCUUGAUAAAACAAAUGAGCACGGUAAUUAGGGCUGUCCAUAGUGAUCCAUGCAAUAUA
Protopterus annectens (West African lungfish) is the source of this 2593-nucleotide messenger RNA. Its product is annotated as zinc finger protein 271-like. The transcript has 5 exons. Bases 249 to 2540 code for a protein of 763 amino acids. Gene Ontology annotation, biological process: negative regulation of transcription by RNA polymerase II. Gene Ontology annotation, molecular function: zinc ion binding; DNA-binding transcription repressor activity, RNA polymerase II-specific. The record is from RefSeq and is a predicted model, not a curated record. NCBI's taxonomy places the organism in Eukaryota, Metazoa, Chordata, Ceratodontiformes, Protopteridae.